Molecule: messenger RNA, 20661 nt
Organism: Cherax quadricarinatus
Lineage: Eukaryota; Metazoa; Arthropoda; Malacostraca; Decapoda; Parastacidae
Gene: Ucp4A
Product: Uncoupling protein 4A
Biological process (GO): response to cold; transmembrane transport
Molecular function (GO): transmembrane transporter activity
Source: RefSeq, a predicted model, not a curated record
CUAGUGUGAAGAUUGAUCAGCUGAGCCAGUGUUGUUGUUACUGAGGCAGCCACCAGCAACAAGGGUUAGUAAUAAGGAUCUACCAAGGUCCUCAAUUGACACUAGUGUCAGUGGCUGCUACAUCUCUCUAUGGGCGUCAGAAGGUCCACACAGACGAGUAGUUGUGGCAUGAACACACCAGUGAGAUAACCAUCACGAGGAGGACCUGGGAAGACACAGGCAGACAAACAAGGUAGCAACAUAGGUAAACAGGGGCAGCAGAUAAAGGAGACUUGCCUAUACAUCAUGGCUCUCCUGGAAAUCGAACUUGGGUCCUUUGGGUUGGGAGCGGAACGCUGUACAGAGGUGUUGCAUCAUCACAGUGUCUUGUGUGCCAACUGUCAAGAUGAAUAGUAAUCGGAUGGUGGUAGCCCAACGAGGGGUGAUUCCACCCCCCAAACACUACGCUGACUCUGCCUGGUUUAAGUAUAUUUUAUCAUGCUGCGCAGCCACCACUGCCGAGAUGGUCACCUAUCCCUUGGACCUUGCAAAAACACGCUUGCAGAUCCAGGGAGAGAAAGGUCUGAAUGGAAGUUCUCAGCGUUCACCAUACAGAGGCCUGGCCAGUACUGGUGUUGGUAUUAUACGUGAAGAGGGCAUGCUGAGAUUAUGGCAGGGAGUUACACCAGCUGUUUACAGACAUUUGAUAUACUCAGGUACACGAAUGGUACUGUAUGAGAAAGUUCGAGAUCGCCUCUUCACGACACGAGCUGAUGGUACAAGGCCCGUCUGGCAAGCAAUAGUUGGAGGAAUCUUGGUAGGAGGCAUCGCUCAGUUCCUGGCCUCUCCGGCAGAUUUAAUCAAAGUUCAAAUGCAAAUGGAGGGAAAACGCCGCCUUGAAGGACACGCACCUCGAAUUCAUAGUGCAGGUGAGGCUUUCAUAAAAAUCUACAAUGCAGGGGGUCUUCGGGGGUUAUGGAAGGGGUGCAUGCCUAACGUCUACCGCUCAGCAUUCGUCAAUUUAGGGGAUCUUACCACGUAUGACUCUGUGAAGCGAUAUUUUGUCAACACCUGGGCCUUAUCUGACGAUUACUGGACUCAUGCCUUGUCCAGUGCGUGCUCAGGCCUGAUAGGAGCCACCAUGGGCACUCCAGUGGAUGUAGUCAAGACCAGGGUUAUGAACCAGCCCACUGACGACCGGGCCAGCGCAUGCUCAGGCUUGGUAUCGGCCGUUAUGGGCUGCCCUGCUGACGUAGUAAAGGCCAGAAUAAUGAAUCAACCAACAGAUAGCAAGAGCAGAAUUCAAGGAUCUCAAAAGAGAGGUCUGCUGUACAGAAAUUCCUUGGAUUGUUUACUGAAGACAGUUCAUAAUGAAGGUUUCUGGGCACUUUACAAGGGAUUCAUUCCAUGCUGGUUACGCAUGGGGCCUUGGUCACUUACGUUUUGGCUGACAUAUGAACAGAUCAGAAAUUUGAGUGGCACCUCUGCUUUCUAGGUGCUGCUGGUGUUUGUGAUGAAAACAUUGUGAAUGAAGAGGAGAUUGAAGAAUAACUGAUCUUCUCAUUGUCAUUGACUUUUAAAGUCAGUGACAGUAAAAAAAGUUCUUGAAAUUCCUCUUACUUCCUUUUUUUGUAAUGAAUUGGAUAUACAUUCCAGCUUCAUUCUACAGCCCAAGACAGGUUUGAGGAUGUGAAGAGGAAAAAAGAAUGCAAGAAAAAAAGUGAAGUACAAAGAAAAAGUGAAAGAAUUCAUUCAAAAAAGAUCCCAUGAGGGAAUAAGAAAAAUACAAAUGGCUUGAAGAGCAUGUUGAUAGAUCUGUCUGGAGGCUUCACUGUUUUGGCCACUGUCAGAAGGUAACUCCUGGGGUGAGCAAGGCAUGAAAGAAAUUCAUCGAUAGAAAGGAAAUCUAAUGUGCUGGUGCAGUACAGUAUAUUGUAUGAGUGAACAGCUCACAUUGAAAUAAGUAAACUGAUGAUAUUGUACAAGUUCUUUGCUCAUUAUUUUUCUGCUAUGUAAAGAAAAGUGUUGUGCAGAGUAUUGUAUUUAGAUUUCCAGAUAUUUUAUUGCUUUGAAUAAUGUUAAUUUAUGAAUUGGGUGUGUCUAUUUUAAAAUGCCUAAUUUUAUUCUCUCAAGCCUUCUUGAAUAACACAUGUAAAUCUUUGUUGAAGUAGCUAACAGUGCUAUUGUUGAUGUUCUGUAUUAAGUGAUGUCUUUGAUAACAUUACCUAGCUGUAGUUAUCAAGUCUGAGGCUACAAUACUUGUGGACCAUAUUAUUUUACUCUCGAGAGAAAUAGUUGAGAAAUUUUAUGUAUACUAUGUGGGGAUGAUGAGUUGUAUUGCAAGCUGGCUGUAUGAGAGAGAAGUUACAGUGGUACCUGUGUGUGUGUGUGUGUGCGCAUGUGUGUGUGUGUGCGCGUGUGUGUGUGUGCGCGUGUGUGCGCGUGUGCGCGUGUGUGCGUGUGUGCCUGUAGUUACUAGCACAUAUCUUAGAAUAGUAAAUGCAUUAAUAUAACCUGAUACAUAUAGCUAUUAGGCAACAAAAUUUUGACUGCAUCAGUCAGUUAUCAGCUGGGAGUCGGUUUUCUGCCAGAUCCAUUUAUUCUUCAUUGAUAUCAUCAGGCUGGUGAUGAAGAGAUCUUUCAUAUAUUUUUAAUUGGGUACCUACGUGUUGUCUAACUAGUUUAGAGUUGCUGAUUUUACUAUUAUAGUUUAUCCCACAUUGGCAUUUCUUUUCACUAGAUUAAUAAAAAGAAGUACAAUAGCAAUAUAUAAUUAUAAUGAAUUGUGUAUUUCAGGAGCCAUUAAUAGCAACUUUCAGUUGAAAUUGAGCAUAAUAUAAUUGUUAAUAAUAAAUUUUAAUUUUCUACAGUGUGGCUUCCAAAACCUAUCUUGUGUACUUUGUGUGCCCAAAUAUUCUCUAAAUCCUUUCCUGUAGUACCUAAAUUAUGUCUGAAGACAUUUUAUUCUUAGCAUUUUCUGGGUCAUAAUUUACUAUGAACUCCUUGUUCCUUCUCUGUAACUGUUUGUCCUAGUUAACCUAAAAAAUCUUGUAAUUUUUUUUCAACAUUCAAACUGGAUAAGUAAAGGUAGUUGCACAGCAAUGUAUUAAGAACAUAAGGGGACUAGCUUUUAAAAUCUUGGCAAAAAUUACUGCUGGUUACUGUUAUGGUUAAUUUUCACUGACAUUGGAAAUUUUUUGUUUAUCACAUUUUGUUGGCCAAUGAUGUAGAUGGUGCUGCUGUUUGGGGAAGCAUACUUGAAUUCACUUCCCAGGAGACAUUAGAUUAUGCUGUUGUAGAUUUAAGGAGCAUAGACAGCAUAGAACAUCGUAAAUAAGCUAUAUUUCUUGAUGCUUGGAUAUUAUAGCUUAAAACAUGUGGAAUGGGUUUCCUGUCAGCCAGAUUUCUUGGGCAAGCUUACCCAGCUCUGCAUCAAAGGUCAUGCCAAUGUAGAAAUAAACUCUUUAAGGUAAAUGUUAUUAUACCACAAUGACAUAAUGUUAAGAAAAUAGAACAUAAAUAAUUGUGCACUUUAAAUAUAUUUAAUUUUAAUAUUUAAAACCAAAUAAUUAUACUUAGAUAUAUUGAGCAAAUUUAUAAUCCAGAGAUAUAUAACUGCUCAUUUUGUGGUAUCAACAGAAGAAAAUUACAGACAUUAAUAAAGGCUGCAUAUAAUGUAGCCUAAGAUAUUGGCCUUGUGAUAAUCUCCCAACCAAUGCAAGUGUUUAGUCACUAGAACACUUACUCUGUAAGAUAGGUUGUAUUGAACUAAAUGUUAGUAUUGUGUGGAAGCCUCAAUUUCACUAGCUGUAUUAGUGUUUUGCUCCUGUUAUAAAUAUGUCUUCCCUCUGACACUUCAGUAAGCACACUGGAAUCUGAGAGAUGUGCUUAUAUUAUUGUUUUAAAAGUAGCCUUCAGUAUUUUCUCAUGGUUUUCAUUCAAAAUGAUAUUUUUACAUUUUUUAAUUCUUCAGGAAGUGCCUUCAUGCUGGUGAAGGGCUCUUAAUCUAAUGAAUUAGAGCUGCCUUCGUGAAUCAAAUCUGAUUACUCUCCACCCAUCUUAUUACCUAGGUGCUGUAUAACCUUCAUGGGUUUUAGAUCUUGCCUAUGAAUUUAAUAAUACUACAGGCUGACCUCACAUAAUGCUGGAGUUACAUUCCUGAAAUCAGUCUUAAAUAUAAUUUCAUGAUAUAUAUAUAAUGUAGGGGGGAAAUAGAGUUAGGUUCAUGGCACCUCCAGAAAAAAAAAUAGAAAUUUUUUAAGUGUUCAUUUCAUAAAAAAUAAUGAAGGUUUUAACAAAAUACAUUGUGGAUAUUGUUUCCUUUUCAUCAAGAAAUGUACAUUAUGUACUCUAAAUAAAAACUAAAACUUAAUAAGGCCCAUAGGAUGCUGGUGUUUGACACAUUGUAAUAUCUGUUCCUUCCAAAGUUAAUGGGCAUGGCACUCCUGCCAGUGAAGAUGGAGAAGUCUAAUGUGCCACAAGUUACUGUUAUAAAUUUAAUAUAAAAUCUUUCAGUAUUAAAUAUUCCUAAGAAGUAAUAAGAGUUUUACCCUACCUUAAAUUCUUUAUUUCUCUUGCUUCUUUAUGUAGAAGUGUGUGGAGAUGGUUGUGUAGCUUAUUGUGUAGUAGAUGGCUGUGGGUCGCAAAUGACUCGACUUACAUCUUAUCGCCUGACACCGUUGCUCGGUUCACUGUAUAAUUUUCUCGUAUGUACUGACAAGGAAGAAUUUGAUCAUACUUUAAAUUCGUUGUUAUAUUGCUUGAUGCAGUGUUUGGAGAUGUUUAUGCAGGCAGUAAGUGCUAGAUGGCUGUGAGCCAUCUGUUUUAUGUUUUAUCAGAUGAUGUCAUUGAGUCAGCUGACAUCAGAUAAUUCUCUAUACAAUUCUUUUCAUUUAUAAUAGUUACAUGGAAGUUUUUAUCUUACCUUUAAUUCCUUAUUCUCUUGCAUGUUGAUGUAGAUAUCUUUGGAGAUUCUGUAUGGCUUAUUUGUGCAGUAGACUAAUGGGUGGUCUCUCUUGUUAGUUGACACUGCCCAUUUCAUCAUAUGACACCAUCACACAUUUUACUACACAAUUUUCUCAUUUAUAAUGGAAACAAUAAAGAAUUUUUUCCUUCCUUAAUUUCCUUGUUCUCUUCCUUGUUGAUAAAUAGGUGUUUGGAGAUAUUUAUGACUACUGAGUUAGCAACGACCUUUCCCCAGGUUAUAUAAAUAACUGAACAGAAAAUUUUUCAUGCCCGAGCCACUUUUUUAAAACUUUUACAGUAUGUAAAACUUCAUUUUAAUAGUGUGAAUAUAAAAAAUGAAUAGCAUUGUAACAAAAACAUGCUGUGUAAGCUUUCACCAUGAGAGGUCUGUGUGUAGCACAUUUUCUUAAGUUUGUGGUGCACGUCUUUACUCGUAUAAGUACAAGCUUCCCCCUAUUUUGACAGCUAUAUUAACAUGACAUUGUUUAAUGUUAGAUGACUGGCUAAUUAGGUAACAGUGAAGCUCUGCUGACUGGCCUAGUAAGUGCCUUAGGUAUCACCAGGCUCCCUACCAAACUUGUCAUACCUUUAUGUACCCCUAUUAAGGUGAUAAGAUCAAUAAUAGAACACUUAACAUCAUCUGAUAAACUUGAACCAAACAUAAAAUACAUAAUGCUAACUAACGAUUAUACAUGUAUGUAGUUUUCAAACUAGGCUGAGUAUCUUUUGGUUAUUCUUUCCUAAUGAAUAUAGUAAUUACCAGACUGCCAUCCACACCUUUCGGGCUCACGAUGGAUGUAGUGAUCCUAGAAACAUGCAGGCUUCAGAUGACAUCAGAACCUGAGAGAUAGCAAGCCACUUCCGUCUAGUUUAACUGUAUAUUGAUAGAACCCAGCCUCAACAUCAACUGUUCUUUUCCAUCAUAUUGUGGUGGGAUCUUGUAUAUUUGCAUCGUCCUGUACCUGUAGUUGGGGCAUAUACCCAGCACCUUGAUCAUUCCUCUCUCUGACCUACUUUACAGCUUCUUCCAUUUGCACCUCUCUGAGGCAGCAUCCUCUACCACUGGGUCACUCUGUCAUAUUGCUGUCUCCCUGUAGUCAAUUCUAUGGGUGACUAUCUUGCAGGGGCAUGUUAAGGUACUAAAGGAGAACAUUGGAGACUGUCAGUCAGCAAGUUACCUUCUCUCUUGGUACUAUUACAGAUUAUCUUAUUGGCCAUGUGACCUGCAGCAUUUGCCUGCCCAUACAGAGUAGUGGGUGGAUGACAAUCUUGUAGUAACACUCAACUGCUUGAUAAAUUUCAGAAUUACAGCACUAGAGAGGUUGUUACGUCCAUUUGUGGACCCCUCCUUUGGAGCCCUACCUGGUGAAGCAACCUCUUGAUUUCAAGAUGAAGUUGGUUGAUGAGGCACCAUUGGGCAUACAGAACAUCCCCCACUCAGCAUGUCACUCUAUUUACUUUAGUUAUAUACAGCUGGGUCUCAACCUGGAACAGGUCUGCCACUGCUUGUUGGAAUGAGUAUUCCAUAGGUGGAGUGUAGAACAGGACACCUAGUGCUGGGAGCAUGCAAUUCACAAAUCUUACAUACUUAAUGGUGCUACAGAUCAGUUUCUGGUCCUUUCAGAAAACUGCCUGAUGGGCUCUGCAUACCAUAGAGUAUUCCUUGGCAGCUGGCAUGCAGGUUGGCUACUUCCUGGUGCUUUAGUGGGAAAUCAGGUGCACACACCAUUGUUUACAUGUGUCACCAGCUUAUCUGAAAUUGUCAACAAUUUCAUUUUGUGCAUGGCUUGAGAUGGAACUGACUUGACCAUCAGGCUUCUUCUCUGUCCUAAUUGUUUAUUAGCAGUUGAUAUUCAGACUCGGCAGCUGCUGCACUCAUCGCCAUAUCCUGGUUCAAUACUAACCCAUCUUCCACUGCAAGAGCUUAUAUAGUGGCCACCACUGGUUUGUCAUCUUGCUGUCUGGGGGAACUUCCAACACAGAAUAAUAGUACAGGCCCCCACUUAUACAGUAAAGCAAAAAUCACUGUAAAGUGAAACAUGGUCUUUUUUCACUUUCAAGUGCAUAUAAAAGCUUACCCUAUUGUAUAUUAAGUAAGCAAUAGAGCUAGGCCUAAAAAAUAUGUAUACAGUACACACAUUAUUUAUCUUAAAAUAUUUUUGUCCUUAGCUUAUAGUGAGUGGUGAAUAUAUUUAUUGUAGGAAGUCUGAAUAAAUGAAGAAUAGGUAUCACUGAAAACUGCAGUAUUAGCAAAAUGCUGUAAAGUGGGGCCCUCCUGUAUAGGUUGUCCACGGUUCUUUUUCCCAUGAUGGUAUUUAACAUGGAAGUGAUACUGCAGUGCCUUUAAGCAAGACAGCCUAGUGUUUGCGGUCACUCGAUACCUUAUCCCCAGUUGCUUUGAACAGAAGGCUGUGGUCAGUCACUAAGGUGAAGUUUGGAUAUCCAAGUUGGAAUAAGUGGGCUUUCUUUAAGCACCACAGUACUGCAGGUGUGUCUUCCUCUUCUGUGGCAUAACUGGCAUCAACUGACUUCAGAAGGUGGUUCUCACACAGGGUAAGCCACCUUGGUGGCAAAACUGAAUGGUUUUGCAGGACUGUGAACCUUGUGACCUCUAUCCCUGUCACUGAUCACUGAUUUUAGUUAGGAUUAAUCAUAAUAUACUAGCUCAUUCUUUGCUAUCUGACAGAUGUCUUUAAUCACCUACAGUGACCAUUAACCCUUAAACUGUCCAAACAUAGAUCUGUGUUUGUACUGCUAGCGCUCCGAACGUAGAUCUACGUUUUAUUUUACAUGCUUUCAAACGUAAAAAAAAAGCGUAGAUCUACGUUCGGAGCACUAGCGGUGAAAACGUAGAUCUAUGUUUGGACAGUAAGGGUUGAGCAUGGGAGGUUAUUCAUGGUGCCAUGCUCUCCUGCCACACCACAUUAAAUGGUAUUUUUGGUAUGGGGAGGCUGGGCCUCCAUCCUAUGGCACCUUGCUAUAUGGCCUUUAAUGCCAUAGAUGUAUCACACCAUAGCUUUUCAAAAUGGCUCCUACACCUGUGUCUGGCAGGGCAUUGCUUGCUGCUACAAACCCACUGUUAUUCAUGUUUCAUUUACAGAUUCAUAUGCACAACACUGAUUUUGAAUAGAUUUUCCAAUAUUCUUUUUAUCUCAAUCUAUAAAAAAUUUCUUGCCUCAAAGAUGAAUAAGCAGGUAACACAGUCAGUUUUUUUUUUUUUUUGAUGUCAUUUCUGUGUCUACACUAUACAGAGAGAGAGCUGAUGGGUCAGGUGCCUCAGGCAUCACGAGACACCCAACCAAACUGUUGUACCCCAAUAAUUCUGUCUUUCUCUGGGAAAGUGAAAGAGGUAGCAAGCUAACAAGCAGAUAAAACAUCACAUUAGGCUUGUUACAAUGUUUUGCUGAAGGGAAGCUGAUGUGAUGAAGUUUCCCUUCUGGGGAAAACUUGGUUAUAAUAAAUGUUUAUGCUAUUUCUUGUAUCUGUCGUCCUGUCUCCUCUUUCUACUACUAUUUAAAAAUAUUUUUCUUUAUUUUUUAACCUUUGUCCUCUUUUUCUGGGAGAAAGCAGAGGUGAUGUGUUUAGGGUACAGAGAAGACUAAUUCAAUGCUUUGUUUUGGUUUUGGAAAAUGCUCUUUUCAAAGAGGCUCUAUUGGGUAAACUAAUUUCUCACUGAACCCAUUUCGGAAUUAAAAGUGGUUCCAUUAAAAAGAAUCAGCACUAAAUUGGAUGAGUUUUCAUCCCAAAAAUGUGUGUGAAAUAUUUUACCUUGCACAAUAGAUACUACUCUAUUGAACUUUAUAAGACUGUCCCAUAAAGGAAGGUCCCUUGCUGCAUUGAAAAGGCUCUUGACCUAAUAAACUGAACCAACCUUUUUACCUUUCCAUAUUCACACACUAUUGUCUUCCCUUAAUUUACCUUCCCUUUACAUUCACUCUGCGUCUUGCUUCUCUCCUUCCUUGUGAAAUCUCGACAAUUCAUGUUUGCUCUUCUCCACUUCGAUGCGCAAAAGCUCACUUGCCUGUUGUAAAUUUAUGCUUGCUCUUUACAGAACAUUUCCAUUCUCAUUCUCAUACUACUGCAGUGUACACUGAUGGUUCUAAAUCCCUCGAUGUUGGGUAUCCAGCAUUUUUUCCUGAAAAAAUAAUCAAUGUUCAUAUGCUAGAAUCAGCCAGAGUUUUCACAGCAGAGUUAUGUGCAAUUUUUAUUGCUGUCGUAUACAUUGCAUUUAUGUUCACCUUGCCCUUCAUAGUUCCUUUUGACUCCCACAGUGUAUUACAGGCUAUUCAAAAAUGUGAUUCCUUUCAUCCUUUCUAUAAAACUUUAAUUGAUUAUGUCUCAUUUUUAGGGGUCCCUAGGCACAUCAAUGUUUGUAGCAACAAACAGACUAAGCCUCUCAGUCAGCUGUUCAUAACCACCCAAUUUGCCCUAGGCAUUCCUUUCUUGGAUUAUUUUCGGUGAUCUCUCAACAACUCUGCAACCUCUGUCAACUUUGGUUCAUCAGACCAUGUUAAGGAUUCUAGCCAUCUUUCUACUAAUGUCAUGAUUGGGAGAUUGCAGUCUCCCACUUAUGUGCUGGCCACUUGUGACUUACUCGUAUGAUUAUUUUAUUUUUUAUUUAUUUCAUUAACACAUUGGCUGUUUUCCGCUACUGCGGGGUGGCCUGAAAAAGAAAACUUUCAUCAUUCACUCCAUCACUGUCUUGCUAGAGAUGCGCUUACACUACAGUUAUAAAACUCCAACAUUAACACCACUCCUUCAGAGUGCAGACACUGUACUUCCCAUCUCCAGAACUCAAGUCCUGCCUGCCAGUGUCCCUGAAUCCCUUCAUAAAUGUUACCCUGCUCACACUCCAAACAACUGAUUUACUCCACAAACUCUGAUGAUGAUACCUUUAGCACUCCCCUCAGCCCGUUCUACCUCAAUCUCUUGCUACCCUCUACCCCCGCACUAUCCACUGCCCCGCUGUUCUCCGUACCCUACUAAUCAUCCCUCUCCCUUUUGCCAGCCGAUACCCUCGCUUCCUUCCCUGCCCUGCAGUGCUGUAUAGCCCUUGUGGUUUACCGCUUUUUGAUUAUAAUAAUAAUGCUCACACUCCAACAGCACAUCAUGUCCUAAAAACCAUUUGUCUCCAUUCACUCCUAUCACACACUCAUGCAUGCUUGCUUGAAGUCCAAGCCCCUCACACACGAAGCCUCCUUUACCCCCUCCCUUUAACUUUUCCUAGGCCAACCCCUGCCCCACCUUCCCUCCACUACAGAUUUAUACACUCGAAGUCAUUCUGUUUUGUUCCAUCUUCUCUACAUGUCCAAACCACCUCAAUAACCUUUCCUCAGCCCUCUGAAUAAUAGUUUUGGUAAUCUCGCACCUCCUCCUAAUUUCCAAAGUACGAAUUCUCUGCAUUAUAUUCACGCCACACACUGCCCUCAGACAUGACAUCUCCACUGCCUCCACCCUUCUUCUUGUUACAACAUUCACCACCCAUGCUUUAUACCCAUAUAAGAGUGUUGGUAUAACUAUACUCUCAUACAUUUCCCUCUUUGCUUCCAUGGACUAAGUUCUUUGUCUCCACAGACUCCUCAGUGCACCACUCACCCUUUUCCCCUCAUCAGUUCUAUGAUCCAGGUUGCACUUUCAGUUCUCCGUAUCUUCUAUUAGCAAGCAUGCAGAAUUCACUUCCUAUGUCCCUGCCUUCCCAACACACUCACUGACCUCAAUGAAAUUUCACCUUUAAUUCAGACUCUGACUUUUUUACAGAAACUAGCCUGUUGUACCAACUUCGAUGUAGAUUGUACUCUUAUACUCUCCACUACUCCCACUGACCCCUAAUUUUUUUAACCUGUCCCGCACUCUCUCCUAGCCUUGGCACAUUACUACUUUUGCCCACCUUCCCUGCAGCUCUAUAAUGACCCUUUCGGAUGUGAUGCUUAAAUUAUUAUUCAAAGGGCUGCAGAUGGGUUGGACACCUAGAGCAGAUAGAGCAAAAUAAGAUGACUAGGAGUGCAUAUAAAUCUGGGGUAGAGGGAAGGAGGGGUAGGGGAUGUUAUGGGAAAGGAUUAGGGAGAUUUUAAGUGCUAAAGGCUUGCAUCCAACAGGCUUGUGUGAGUGUGUUGGCUUGCAUCCAACAGGCUUGUGUGAGUGUGUUGGCUUGCAUCCAACAGGCUUGUGUGAGUGUGUUGGCUUGCAUCAACAGGCUUGUGUGAGUAUGUGGCUUGCAUCCAACAGGCUUGUGUGAGUAUGUUGGCUUGCAUCCAACAGGCUUGUGUGAGUGUGUUGGCUUGCAUCCAACAGGCUUGUGUGAGUGUGUUAGGAGUGAGUGGAGGCAAGUGGUUUUUAUGAUGUGCUGUUUGAGUGUGAGCAGGGUAGCAUGAAGAGAUUUAGGGAAACCAGUUAGCCAGACUUGAGUCCUGGAGGUAGGAAGUUGAGUAAAUGUACUCUGAAAGAGGAUGAAGAUGCCAGUAUGCUUCUCGCUAGAAAGUGAUUGAAUGACUGUGAAUGUGUUUCUUCUUGCAGGUCACCCUAGCUCAGUGGAAAAUGGCCAAUGUGUUAAUAAUAAUAAUAAUACUAACCCCUCAUCAUUUGUUCUGGAAAAGGUUAGAAUUGUGACCUUCACUGAGAUCAGUUAGUCUGCUCAACCCUCUCACCAUAUCUUAAACACCAGUGUUCUUACAUACCAGCUUCACAGACUCAUACUCUCUCAUGAAUAGAUACCUCCAUUCUUCCACAAUAAAUUGUCUGCAGAACAGUGAUUAUUUCCCUACUUCUUGUUAUUAUUCUUACCCUUCUUGCUGAUCUUGGUGGUAGUUCAUUGUAUCAAGCCUGACUGCCCCAUUUUCUCAGGUGCUGUAUGACUAUGGGCCUAAUGAUUCCCCCUAAAUGUAACGAUAAUUGUAAAAUGUGAGCCAGUCGGAGAUACACACUCAAUGUACAGUUGCCUCUUGGCAAGUUUUUAAUGGUAAUUUAAUUACAAAUAUUUUUUUCUGGAUAUAGACUCAAGUCACUGUGACAAGGCAUAUUAAGAUUGAAGAAGGCAAAUAAUUGAGGCUUCCAUACAUUUCUUAAAUUACCAAAUAGAUAUUUCUUGUAUAUGGUCCAGAUGUGCAUCAGCAAAGAUCAAGGUUUUCUUUAGAAGGUAAGAAGUGUCUCUAUAGUUUCUCUCUCUCACUCAGGUGCCAUAAAAUAUUUAUAUGUUCUGUUAAUCCAAAAAUAUUUUUUAAUUGUAAUAAACCUAUUCUGAUAUAUGUACACUAAUUUCAGACUGCUGAUAAGAAUUCUUAUAUCAAAGAGAUAAAUAGUUUUAAUCAUGGUAAUACAUAUACAUGAAUAAUUAAACCAAAUUAUUUUAAUUAUAGUAUCUUUUUAAAGAUUCACACAGUUAUGUAUUGUGUAAUUGAGUAGAACAAUGGAGGCUCUGUCUUCCUUCUGAGGACUAAACUCCCACCUUUCUUGACAAGAAUCAUGUAUAUGACCUGCUGACAAUGUUAGGUUGUUUAGAAAGAUUUCCAGAGUACCCUGUACAAGCUGUGAAACUGGCUGCCAGGGUGCUCCUGGUAACUGGAUCUUCUGUGGUUUUGAUGAUCGGAUUUGUUGUGGUUUUGACGAUGGUCUGGCGUAGUCUUCAAACCCACGUAGAAUGUCAUCUCGACCACCUGGUCCAGGUGGUCUUGACUAAUAGGUCUGGAGUGGUUUGAAGUGGUGUUGAUGACCAGUUGUGAUGUGGAAUUGACAACUGGGUCUGGUAUGAUUUUGAUGACUAGGUUUGGUGUGAUUUUUUGUGAAUAAGUCUGGUGUGGCCUUGCUGAAUGAGUCUGAUGUGGCCUUCAUGAAUGAGUCUGAUCUGGCCUUCAUGAAUGAGUCUGAUGUGGCCUUCAUGAAUGAGUCUGAUGUGGCCUUCAUGAAUGAGUCUGAUGUGGCCUUCAUGAAAGAGUCUGACUGGCCUUCAUGAAUGAGUCUGAUGUGGCCUUCAUGAAUGAGUCUGAUCUGGCCUUCAUGAAUGAGUCUGAUCUGGCCUUCAUGAAUGAGUCUGAUGUGGCCUUCAUGAAUGAGUCUGAUCUGGCCUUCAUGAAUGAGUCUGAUCUGGCCUUCAUGAAUGAGUCUGAUGUGGCCUUCAUGAAUGAGUCUGAUGUGGUUUUUGACAACUGUCUUUCUUCCAGUUUUGAUGACUGGGUCUCUUGUCAUCUUGACAACUGAUCUCUUAUGGUCUUAACCAGGUAUGGGGUGGUCUUGACAGUUAGGUCUUGUGUGGUCUUGAUAAGAUAAGAUAAGAUAAGAUAAGAUUUCGUUCGGAUUUUUAACCCCGGAGGGUUAGCCACCCAGGAUAACCCAAGAAAGUCAGUGCGUCAUUGAGGACUGUCUAACUUAUUUCCAUUGGGGUCCUUUAUCUUGUCCCCCAGGAUGCGACCCACACCAGUCGACUAACACCCAGGUACCCAUUUGCUGCUAGGUGAACAGGACAACAGGUGUAAGGAAACGUGUCGAAAUGUUUCCACCCGCCGGGAAUCGAACCCGGGCCCUCCGUGUGUGAAGCGGGAGCUUUAGCCACCAGGCCACCGGGCCAGGUUUGAUGUGGUCAUGAUUACCAGGCCUGGUAUGACUUGAUGAGGCCUAGUGAGGUCAUGACAACCUGGUGUGGUGAGGUUUUGAUGAUGUCUGGUGUGGGCUUGGUGGCCAGUCCUGUGUGGUAUUGACCAUGAUUGCAUUGAUCUCAAGGCAAUCUAAUCUUUCCACUUCUUCUGCUGUAUCAAUACCUCAAUGAAAUUUAUAUGCAAGAUUUUCAGUAAUUUGUGUUUACGUAUAUGAAGUUAGUUCCUUAAUAUUUUAUUGAUAUAUGUUCAUCUUCUCACCCUUGUAAGUCAAAACUUCCACUUCAUCACAGUAGACAGCAUAAGUGAUAACAUACAAGUGAUUUGUGUAGUAAAUACUUCAUGAGAUACUUUUAUUUUCAAAAGUACAGUGGACCCCCGCAUACGAUCACCUCUGAAUGCGACCAAUUAUGUAAGUGUAUUUAUGUAAGUGCGUUUGUACGUGUAUGUUUGGGGGUCUGAAAUGGACUAAUCUACUUCACAAUAUUCCUUAUGGGAACAAAUUCGGUCAGUACUGGCACCUGAACAUACUUCUGGAGUGAAAAAAUAUCGUUAACCGGGGGUCCACUGUAUUAUUAAACAAGGUACCUAAUCUGCAUUUUAAUUUUCACUGCAUUUUAAUUUUCCUAAUUCACUAGUUCUUGUUUUUGUACCAAUAUGGAUUGACAGCAACUCAAACAUUAUGUUGCUAUACUUUAUUAAAGUGUUACAUACUGUCUAAAUUCCUGAAGUACGAAAUGUAGAACCCACUAAAUGGUUAGAAGUUUCCCGACUGUUCAUUACAUACAGUAACAGGAUUCCUAGUAAAUUAUUGCUAAUAGAAAUUUGCUAAUACUGCUUUGUGUAAAAUCUAUUUUAUAGAUUUUACAAGUUCUUACAAGCAAACGAGAAAGCAGAUGGUGGCGCAAGUUUUCGCCUGUGUUCCAAGACAUUUUAAAAGUGAUGAUCAUUUAUACAGAGGUAUAUACCUUGUGAAAUUAAAUGCUUCCAUACACAGCACUACAAAAUAAAAUAUGCCUCACAACCAGCUGAAGUGUAAAGAAAUAGUGUAGUGAUAUACAUUGUCAUCUCAAUGUAUAGGUGUUUGUCAAUAAACUGAUGCAAGAGCAAGUAGUAAGCCACCUAUCAUGACAUUGUCAUUGGCAACAUAGUUAUCACUGCAUACCUCAACUGCAGCAUAAAGUCUUAAUUUUGUUAAAUAUUGUCAGCCUCAUUAGGAUUUUUCCAUUACUGGUAAAUAAUUCAUGUGCCAGUUAGGGACGAAGUGUAAUAUGUGAAAAGUCUACAUUUUGUUUACAGUAGUAGAUUGUGAAUACUGGAAAUGAAUAUUGUGAAGAGAGAUUGUAACAAUACUAGGACAGGACUGGUAAACCAGUGCCAGGAUUUUCUUUACCCGUCCAGUAUAUGAAUAUGGUUGUUUUAUUUAAUAAAUCAUUUCCCACCAAAGUUGAGUUGAACAAGAAAGGAGAUACAUUCACCAACAAUUAUUGAAUAACUCUCUUGCUAUAUGUGUGCAGACAUGAUAAUUCCAAUGACCUGUUCUUCAGAAUGCAGGUCCUAUGCUUCCCACCUCCGGAACUUAAGCUCGGAAAACUGGUUUUCUUGAAUUCCUUCAUAAAUGUUAUUUUGAUCACACUCCAACAGCACUUCUAGCCAUGAAAACCACUUGUCUCCACUCCAGUCUAAAAGGCAAGUGUACACAUACACACACAUACAAAUAUAUACAUACACACCCACACAUAGAUAAGAGUAAGGUGAUGAGGGUAUCAAACGAUUUAAAUAAAGAAAAAUUGGAUAUCACAUGGAGGAGAGGGAGUAUGGAAAAAGUGAAUGUUUUCAGAUAUUCGAGAGUUGACGUGUCAGUGGAUGGGUUUAUGAAAGAUGGCGACAACCAUAGAAUUGAUAAAAGAAAAUAGUUGAGUGGUGCAUUGAGGUAUCUGUGGAGACAAAAAACGUUGCCCAUGGAGGCAAAGAAGGGAAUGUACGAAAGUACAUUUCAACACUCUUAUAUGGGUGUGAAGCUUGGGUUGUAAAUACUGUGGCGAGGAGGCGGCUGGAGGCAGUGGAGAUGUAAUGUCUAAGGGCAGAGAAUUUGGAGUGUGGAAAUUAGGAGGAGGUGUGAAGCUGCUAAAAGUAUUAGUCAGAGGGCUGAAGAGGGGUUGUUGAGAUCGUUUGGUAAUUUAGAAAGAAUGGAACAAGUAGAAUGACUUGGAGAGCAUAUAAAUCUGUGGGGGAAGGAAGGCAGGGUAGGGGUCAUCCUUGAAAAGGUUGGAGGGAGAGGGUAAAGGAGGUUUUGUGAGUGAGGAACUUGGGCUUCCAGAAAGCAUGCUUGAGUGUGUUAGACAGGAGCGAAUGGAAACGAAUGGUUUUUGGCACCUGACGAUCUGUUGGAGUGUAAGCAUUGUAAUAUUUUGUGAAGGGAUUCGGGGAAACAGGUUAGCCGGACUUGAGUCCUGGAAAUGGGAAGUACAAUGCCUGCACUUUAAAGGAGGGGUUUGGGAUAUUUGCAGUUUGGAGGGACUUCUAAACUGUUGUAUCUGAGCACCUCUGCAAAGACAGUGAUUAUGUAUGAAUGAUGGUGAAAGUGUUGAAUGAUGAUGAAGGUAUUUUUCCUUCUUUUUGGGUUUUUCUUUCUUUUUGGGUCACCCUGCCUUGGUGAGAAAUGACCAACGUGUUAAAAAAAAUACAUACAUUCAUAUAUACACACACAAACACACAUACACAAACACAUACACAUGCACACAAACACAUAUACACACACAAGCACACAUAUACAUAGGAGCUAUGACUCGACCCCUGCAACCACAAAUAGGCAAGUACACACAAACACAUUUGAUUAAUGUGGGUUUGCCAGUGUUGUCCUGGCCCGGGUCUUUUCCAGUUAGUGACCCGGCAACAUACACACUGGAGACAGGAGGGAUAGGGAGGACAUGAUAACGACAUAUAAAAUACCGAAAGGAAUUGACAAGUUGAAGAGAGACGGGAUGUUUCAGACAUAGGAGACAGCAACAAGGGGUCACAUUUGGAAGUUAAAGACUAAGAUGAGUCAGAGGGAUGUUAGGAGGUAUUUCUUCAGUCUGGAAAGUGAGGUAGUGGAGGCAGGAUCCAUACAUAGCUUUAAGAAGAGGUAUGAUACAGCUCAUGGAGCAGGGAGAGAGAGGACCUAGUAGCGACCAGUGAAGAGACAGGGCCAGGAGCUAUAACUCGACCCCUGCAGCCACAGUUAGGUGAGUACGUACGUACACACACACAUUUCCUCUGUACUUCUCCAAUCUGAUAUCCAGUCUAUCAUUAUCAAGACAUUUUUGUUACUGUAAUUGCCUUGCUCUUUCCUAUAUUCACUUAUAAUUUCCUUAUACAGUGGACCCCCGGUUAACGAUAUUUUUUCACUCCAGAAGUAUGUUCAGGUGCCAGUACUGACCGAAUUUGUUCCCAUAAGGAAUAUUGUGAAGUAGAUUAGUCCAUUUCAGACCCCCAAACAUACACGUACAAACGCACUUACAUAAAUACACUUACAUAAUUGGUCGCAUUCGGAGGUGAUCGUUAUGCGGGGGUCCACUGUAUUACACAUCUUCCAGAAUUCCUCCAUCAUCCUUUGCAACUUCUCUUCAGAAUUUUCCCAUAGAACUGUGUCACUGGCAGAGAGCAACUGUGACAAUUCCACUUUGUAUCAGAUUCAUUAUCUUUUAAUCUAACACCAUGACAUUCAUUUACUUUAGAACUCAGUUAUAAAUGUGUUAAACAUUCACGUGUAAGGUCAACUUUCAUAAGAAAAUGGUGCCCUUAUCUCCCACAUACCCUAACCUGAGCUUCAUGCUGCAUAAAAACUAUUACUACUAGUAACCUAACUUUUCCAUACAUUUGUACUAUCCAUCCUAUCAUAUGCCUUUUCUAAAUUCCUAAAUAUGACAAACAGUUCCUUAUCUUUAAGUACUGUUUACUUGUAAUCUUUGAUGUAAUCACUGUGCGCAUCCUCUGUCCUUCCUAAAUCCUUAUUCCUCUGCAGUCCCAUUUCCUGUCUUGUUCCUAGCACUUUCAAUAAUUAUUCAUCCAUGCACUUAUCCACUAUACUCAACUGACUUAUUUUCUUUAUUUCCCCUUUUCCCCUUAUACAAAGGAAUCUUUCCUUCAUGCAAAUAUAUAUUGAAAAAUAAACCAACACUGCUUUACCCACUUGUUUCUUACUUCCACUACAUUUGCCUCUGGCUCUUCCUACAAGAUAUUCCUCCAUACUCAGUGCACGAAAUUGCUCCAUCCCUGUCAUCAUCAGCAUUUAACAAUUCAAAAUAUUCUCUCAGUUUUUUAGUACUUCCACUUCAAAGCCAUUUUUUCCUAGGGUUUCUCAACUUUAUACUAAUUGCUCUUCAUAGCUCUUUCAUAUUCUCAGCAGAAUCUGCUGGUAAACAUUCACCAGUAACUUUUUUUCACUAUUAAUUUAACCUCUUUCUCUCUCCUUAUACUUUGUCUUAUGUGUAUCAGUUUUACAUUGUAAAAACCCACUUUUAUUUUAUUUUUUCCCUAUUACCACACCCUUUGGCUCGUCAUUCCACCCUCUUACCACCACAAUUUUCUGCUGUUCACACUAUCACUGCAUUUUUUAUUUGUCCCAUACCUCUUUGACCUCCUCAUUACCUUUAUUUUCUAAAACCCACCUUUCUUCUAAUGGAUGAUUAUAUCUUCUGCUAAUUGUCUCCUGUAGUUCAUUCACUUCUCUUACUGUCACUAAUGCCAUUCACCUUGUGCUCCUUCUUCCUUUUCCUAUUAUUAUUGCUUCAACUGAAUAAUGAUCUCAAAUAUCAGUUGCUCCUUUUAAAAUAAAUUACAUCCAAAAGCCUACCUAUCCACUUUUGUCUACCAAAACAUAAUCUGUCAAACUACUGUCGCUGAGCACUAUCAUGUCAUGUGUACUCAUGCCUUUCCGUGUGCUAUUCACUGAAAAUGGUGAGAGCCUAAAACAUAUUGCCAGAUAAUGAGUUACCAAACCUUGUUUUAUACACAAUUCAGUUAGACUGCCCCCUUAUCAUUUACCGCUUUCAUUCCAACUGCAUGACCCUUGUUGGUUUAGCCGUUUAUUUGAUUAUAAUAAUGUUUCACUCUAAACUUACCUUUUAUGACAUCUACCAUAGUCCCUCCACCUGUAGCAGUUUGGUCCCCCAGAACAAUUAUUCUUUAACUUCAAAACCCAUUAAACAUUCACACAUCACCUCAAAAAUAAUUGUUUUCUCUAUUUUUACACUUGUCUCACCUGCCCCAGAUGCAUAAACACUUUCUUUUAACUCAUUUCUCACAUCCCACUUUUAUUCUGAUUUACAUAGUUCUUGAAUUUAAACACUUAAGUCUCUUCAUUCCUUUCCAGAGUUAAUUAUUUAAUACAGUGGACCCCCGGUUUACGAUCAGCUCCCAAUGCGACCAAUUAUGUAAGUGUAUUUAUGUAAGUGCGUUUGUAUGUGUAUGUUUGGGGGUCUGAAAUGGACUAAUCUAAUUCACAAUAUUCCUUAGGGGAACAAAUUCGGUCAGUAUUGGCACCUGGACAUACUUCUGGAAUGAAAUAAUAUUGUAAACCGGGAGUCCACUGUACUACCACUGUUUACAGGUAUCCUUCAAUUUGUGAUAAAUGUGUUCCUGGCUGAUGAUGCAUAAAGUGAAAUAGCAUAUAAUGAACCCAUUAUAAUGUGUAAUAGAUAGGGAUUUUUUUCUCAGACUUGGGAAAUUCAACAUUUUCCUCAUUUUUUUACCAAAUGCUUUCAUACUUUGCGAAUGUUCAUUUCAUGCAUAUAUGAAGACCUAACAUUUUUGGGGGUAAAAGACUGAUCAAGAAUUAUAGAUUUAUUAUUUGAGUUGAGUUAGAACAUGAGGUAGUGGCUUGCUGGAGGAGGAGUGGAGAGUUGUUGAUGAGGCAUGGUGGUGGGUGAGAAGCGUUUAAGCCAUGGCAGGAGGCCCCAGUCCUGGCCCAGGGAUAGGACAGGGAGGGGGUGUUGACUGGGACCCCAGGAGGAUGACCUUUCCUGAACUGGUGGCCAUGUCACUCACUGCCUCCUUCAUUCCCUGCCCCCUUCAUUCCCUGCCCCCUUCACUUCUUGCCUCCCUCAGUGUUAGUAAGGGUGGGGAAGGUUGGGCUCAUGUGUCCUGGACAUGUAAAGUGGGUGAGGUGCAUGUCAUGAUACAAGGAGCAUCCCUUACCACUGCCUUUAACACACAUGUUUUUAGAGUGAUAGUUAAUGCAAUAUUGAUUAAAUAUCAAGUGGUUCUGUGCUCGAGUGAUUGCAUACGAGUGAAAAAGUAGGCAUAGAGAUUACAUAUAUUUAUGAUUAUCAUUACUAACAAAUAGUGCAAUGAGAGAAUAAUUUAUUUCAUACAAACUGGGAACAAUAUUUUGUAAAAGUCACAAUACUUUUAUAUGAAUUUAAUAAGUUUGCCACUCAGAAUUCCCAUAGGCAUGAGAAAGAAGUUUUCCCCAAAAUUGUCAACAGUGGACACUAAAAAGUUCACCAGCCCUGUUGUUUUAAAUUUUAAUGUGUAAAACAAACACUUUAAUUUACUUCUUUAUUUUCCUUUAGUGUACCAGAUGUGAACCCUCAUUUUCCCUCCUUCCUCCUUCCUAAACUGUUGAAAUGAGUCAUGUAAAGCAGGCAACUAUGGUAGUUAAUAUUAUGGAAGUAGUUCAUCAUGUGUGACAGGAAUUUACUAUGUAUUGCCAAACAGUAUCACAGUUGUGCUCAUAUAUGAAUACCUUUUUAUCCUUUUGUAGUAGCUUAGAUUUAACCAGACCUAAUAACAUCACAUUAUAUUUUAUGGUCUCCAUUUUUUUAAACGAAUGAUUUUAUAUGAGCUAAACUUAAAACUAUAGUUUUCUAAGAUUUAUAUUUGACAGCUCAUGUAAGUGAGUUUUAAAGAAGAGCUUAUAUUUUGCAGCCAAGAAAAAAGUUGUGAUCACAAGCAGAAGACUUGUACAGUCUAAGGAAUAAAGCUAACAGUGAUAUGUCAUCCUUUAAAUCCUUACUACAAAGAUGCAUGAAUCCAUAUAUGUGAAAAUUAUUACUGAGAAUAUUUAAAAGGUAAAAUAUUGGUGUCUAUUGUAACUGUAUUUUAGUACUUUGCAAGUGAUAGACAAUAAAUAUUUUUAUGUAAGUCUUAA